UGUCCCGGCUUCGCAGGCAUCUUCCUCUAGUCCUCCCUGAAGGGCUCGGCAGGAGAACGCACGGACUCGCGGACUGCGGGCUGCUGAAAGUGGUUGAUUCACCAGAGGACUUCUAUGGUAUCUACUAUUUCCUGGGAUACUUUAUAAGAAGAGUAGAAUAUAGUAACAACUUCUUUUCCUGUUCAAGAUUAAUGGAGCUGUCACAGAGCAAAUUGCUCAAAACUUACUAAAACUGAGAACUGAGCAUCCAGAACCAUAAGAGAUAUCUGUGUUAAAAAGCUCUGCAAAGUUUCCCUCCUCUCUCGCCUUGCAACUUACUAAAAUGGAAGAUUGAUUAAAGAAGCUCACUCUGGCAGCCUGUAAGUUUUUGGUGAUUCCAAUGUGGUGUGAUCUGGGGAGAGAUCUGGUCACUGCCCUCCUGGUCUGUGCUCUGGUCUAUACCCAGGCCUUUCUCAGAGACCUGUCUGGAACAUAGCCACAUGGUGUAGAUGACAUUGGCGGUCACUUAGCAUCCGCAAUGAAAGGAUUAUCCAGCAGCCGUAGUCACCAUCACGGAGUGACCUGUGAUUCUGCCUGUGACUCUCUAUCUCAUCAUGCAGACAGGAAGCCAUACUUGUUAAGCCCGGUGGAGCCUCAUCCUGCUGAUCACCCUUACUACACUCAGAGGAACUCCUUCCAAGCUGAGUGUGUGGUCCCCUUCAAUGACCCCCUGGCCAGCAGUACCUUCCCCAGGAGGCAUUACAAUUCCCAGCAAGAGCUGAAGGAGGAAUGCGCGCUGGUUCCCCGCAGCCUCGCUAACAAGGCAAAUCGCCUUCCUCCCAACCUCCUGGACCAAUUUGAAAGGCAGCUCCCCCUUAACAGAGAUGGUUACCACACCUUGCAAUACAAGAGAACUGCUGUGGAGCACCGUAGUGACAGUCCUGGAAGGAUCCGUCACCUGGUCCACUCCGUCCAAAAGCUUUUUACCAAGUCUCAUUCCCUGGAGGGACCAUCCAAGGGGAGCAUCAACGGAGGCAAAGCCAGCCCAGAUGACACACAGACAAUGAGGUACGGCAAGCGAAGCAAGAGCAAAGAAAGACGGCCAGAACCCAAAGCGCGUUCCAACGCUUCGGGAUGGUGGAGUUCCGAUGACAACUUGGACGGCGAUGUCUGCCUCUACCACGCCCCCUCGGCAGUGAUGACGAUGGGCCGGUGUCCAGACCGCUCCGCCUCCCAGUAUUUCAUGGAGGCUUACAAUACAAUCAAUGAACAUGCAGUAAAAGCCUCCAGGAGUAAUAAUGAUGUCAAGUGUUCCACCUGUGCUAAUCUUCCCGUCAACCUGGAUGCCCCUCUCCUGAAGAAGAGCGCUUGGUCCUCAACCUUGACAGUGAGCAGGGCUCGUGAAGUUUAUCAGAAAGCUUCAGUUAAUGUGGACCAGGCCUUGGUAAAGUCAGAAACCUGUCAACAGGAACGAUCCUGCCAAUAUCUUCAGGUUCCUCAAGAUGAAUGGACUGGGUAUACCCCUCGUGGAGGCAAAGAUGAUGAGAUCCCUUGCCGAAGAAUGCGCAGUGGAAGUUAUAUCAAGGCAAUGGGGGAUGAAGACAGUGGUGACUCAGAUACCAGUCCCAAGCCUUCCCCAAAGAUCGCAGCCAGAAGAGAGAGUUAUCUCAAGGCUACACAGCCAUCUCUUACAGAACUCACCACACUCAAGAUAUCCAAUGAACACUCUCCAAAACUCCAGAUCCGGAGCCACAGUUACCUGAGGGCGGUGAGCGAAGUCUCAAUCAAUAGGAGCUUGGAUAGCUUGGACCCUGCAGGACUCCUCACUUCACCAAAAUUCCGCUCUAGGAAUGAGAGCUACAUGAGAGCCAUGAGCACAAUCAGCCAGGUGAGCGAGAUGGAAGUCAAUGGUCAGUUUGAAUCUGUGUGUGAGUCUGUAUUCAGUGAACUGGAAUCUCAAGCUGUAGAAGCCCUGGACCUGCCAAUGCCAGGAUGUUUCCGCAUGAGGAGCCAUAGCUAUGUGAGGGCCAUUGAGAAGGGCUGUUCCCAGGAUGAUGAAUGUGUGUCUCUGAGGUCUUCCUCUCCCCCUCGAACAACCACCACCGUGAGGACCAUUCAGAGCAGCACUGGUAUCAUAAAACUGAGUUCUGCAGUUGAAGUGUCAUCUUGCAUUACAACAUAUAAGAAGACACCACCUCCAGUCCCACCAAGAACUACCACAAAACCUUUCAUUUCUAUCACAGCCCAGAGCAGCACAGAAUCUGCCCAGGAUGCCUACAUGGAUGGACAGGGACAAAGGGGAGAUAUUAUCAGUCAGUCUGGACUUAGCAACUCCACCGAAAGCUUGGAUAGCAUGAAGGCUCUGACUGCUGCCAUCGAAGCUGCUAAUGCCCAGAUCCAUGGACCAGCCAGUCAGCAUAUGGGGAGCAAUACUGCCACGGUCGCAACCGCUACCACUACAGCCACAGUGACUGCAGAAGAAAGAAAGAAAGACCACUUCAAGAAAAACCGAUGUCUGUCCAUUGGAAUACAGGUUGAUGAUGUUGAUGAACCAGUCAAAGCAGGAGAAAAUAAAGUAACUAGUAAGUUCCAGUCCAUAGGAGUCCAAGUGGAAGAGGAGAAAUGCUUCCGCAGGUUCACUCGGUCUAACAGCGUGACAGCAGCAGUGCAGGCUGACCUGGACUUCCAUGAGAACUUGGAAAACUCUCUGGAAUCUAUAGAGGACAAUACCUGCCCAGGACCAAUGUCCAGGCAGUUUUCCCGGGAUGCCAGCACCUCCACAGUGAGCAUUCAGGGGUCAGGAAACCACUACCAUGCCUGUGCUGCAGAUGAGGACUUCGACACAGAUUUUGAUCCUUCCAUUUUGCCUCCGCCCGAUCCUUGGAUUGACUCUAUCACUGAAGAUCCCUUGGAGGCUGUUCAGAGGUCAGUGUGUCACCGAGAUGGUCACUGGUUUCUGAAGCUUCUUCAGGCUGAGAGAGACCGGAUGGAAGGUUGGUGCCAGCAGAUGGAGAGAGAAGAACGAGAAAAUAACUUGCCUGAAGACAUUCUAGGGAAAAUCCGGACCGCAGUAGGCAGUGCCCAACUUCUCAUGGCCCAGAAAUUCUACCAGUUCAGAGAACUGUGUGAAGAAAACCUGAAUCCCAACGCUCAUCCGAGGCCAACCUCCCAGGACUUAGCAGGGUUUUGGGAUAUGCUGCAGUUGUCCAUAGAAAAUAUUAGUAUGAAAUUUGAUGAACUUCAUCAGUUAAAGGCCAAUAAUUGGAAACAGAUGGAUCCUCUUGACAAGAAGGAGAGAAGGGUCCCUCCUCCAGUGCCAAAGAAGCCGGCGAAAGGCCACGUGCCGCUGAUCCGGGAGCGCUCCCUGGAAAGCUCGCAACGCCAAGAGGCCCGCAAACGCCUGAUGGCCGCCAAGCGGGCUGCUUCUGUCCGCCAGAACUCGGCCACCGAGAGCGCCGAGAGCAUCGAGAUCUACAUCCCUGAGGCCCAGACCCGGCUAUGAAAGCACCAGGCCUCUUGUCCAAAUCCCUACUCCACAUCCUUGUCCAGUCACCAUGCAGUAUUUGUAAACCAUCCCCAUUCCCCUUCUCUCUC
Messenger RNA from Antechinus flavipes (yellow-footed antechinus), 3573 nucleotides. RefSeq names its product DLG associated protein 1 (gene DLGAP1). The coding region runs from base 518 to 3481 and encodes 987 amino acids. Gene Ontology annotation, molecular function: molecular adaptor activity. The transcript is spliced from 15 exons. NCBI's taxonomy places the organism in Eukaryota, Metazoa, Chordata, Mammalia, Dasyuromorphia, Dasyuridae. Gene Ontology annotation, cellular component: postsynaptic specialization; glutamatergic synapse. Gene Ontology annotation, biological process: signaling. The record is from RefSeq and is a predicted model, not a curated record.